Phytophthora infestans T30-4 is the source of this 354-nucleotide messenger RNA. RefSeq lists its product as uncharacterized. The coding region runs from base 1 to 354 and encodes 117 amino acids. NCBI's taxonomy places the organism in Eukaryota, Oomycota, Peronosporomycetes, Peronosporales, Peronosporaceae. The record is from RefSeq and is a predicted model, not a curated record. The transcript has 2 exons.
AUGCCGAACGAGGGCUCGAUCACCGAGGGAACGAACUCUUCCUCGCUCACCAUCUUCUCCACCAACUUAGUGGCCACCAUGUCGCGCUGCAGCGUGAACUGCUUGCCGUCGCACAGCAAGCCCAGCGUGGCCUCGCUCUUAGAGGUCAGCUCGUCCUCGAAAGCCUGGGCGCGUGGCACAUCAUCCUUCAAAGCCUUUAGCGCCUCGAGGAUCGUGGCCACAUCGGCCUUGAACGUUCGGCCAAUCUUGCCAUUGUUCGGCUUAAUCUCCACGAUCAGGCGCUUCUCGGGAUUGUCGAACUUAUGCGUGACCACCAUCUUGACCUUACUCUUCUUGGCCCGGAGCUCAACUUGA